Molecule: messenger RNA, 1103 nt
Organism: Salmo salar (Atlantic salmon)
Lineage: Eukaryota; Metazoa; Chordata; Actinopteri; Salmoniformes; Salmonidae
Product: protein FAM136A
Cellular component (GO): cytoplasm
Source: RefSeq, a predicted model, not a curated record
ACCAAGAUAAUGCCGGAAGCUAGAGCGGAUGUGAUGUAUUGCCACCAGAACGAAGAGGCAUGGUUUCACGGAGGUGACCUACAGUUUGAAACAGUAAUGUAACAAGGCUUGCGAAUCUUGCAAUAGCGUACUGUAUGUCAUUGUUGUGGCUGUUAUUUAGCUUUGCAACGUAGCCAACCCGUAUCUUCUAACAGUUAGAAUUCAGUUUUGAAUACCCACGCUACUGAGAGCAACGUUUGAAAUGGCAGAGGCGCAUCAAGCUCGUGUACAGAAAACCAUAGAGGAUAUGGUUCAAAGUUUAGAACGGGACCACAUCCGCAAGAUGCAAGGACUCAUGUUCAAGUGCAGUGCAGAGUGCUGCGAGCGCUCCACAGACUCCAUGUCACAGGUGCACAAUUGUAUUGAACGCUGCCACGCUCCUCUGGCGCAGGCCCAAGGACUAGUGACCAAUGAACUAGAGAAAUUUCAGGACCGGCUGACCAGGUGCACCAUGCAUUGCAAUGACAAGGCCAGGGACCUGUUUGACUCUGGGGCCAAGGAGCCAGCCGUGCGGGCCAUGAUGGAGAACUGCGUGGGCAGCUGUGUGGACGACCACAUCAACCUGAUCCCCAGCAUGACGCACAGACUCAAAGAGAACCUGGACUCUAUUCCACAGUGAGGAGGAGGGAAUAGCUUACUUCAGAUGCAUGAGACAGCUUGGACUCUAUACUACAGUGACAAAGGGGUUCAUAAAGUUUACUGUCAUCUGACUCAAAUAACACAGAGGAAGUAUAAACAGCAGACUCAAAGAUGGCUCGUUAUUAUCACAGUGAAAAGGGGGGAGUUAUAAGUGGCAGAUCCAAUAACUCAGUGAGGGAAAGGGACAGCUUGCAGGAAUGAGAUUUGGAUCCUGGUUAAUUGAGUCUAUGCUGUCAGGGAGGGUGGGGGAUAUACCUCAGCUCAGUCAGAAGAAACUACACCUCCCCUGCAAACUGACUCUGUUUCUUUGUAGCACUUACUGUUUAUUGGUUGAACCUACAGACCAGACAGGCCAGCUGAACUUACUCAGCAGACCUGUGCCAUUACAGAACUGUCUUAACAUAAAAAAUACUGGUGUCUGUGAA